AGUGUCAAUUGGAAAUGGCCAAAAUCAAGAUACUUUCGUAGGAAAAAUAAAACGUAUGAAGUUAAAUUAAAAAAGAAACGUUGUCAACAUUAUUCAAAGCCAUACAUGUUUUGUGAAUUAUCCGAGGGUAUACCGUUGAAUAAACCAGAAAUGGAAAAUCCAAAUGAAGAGAAACUAGAACAAACAGUGAAAAAACCAUCAGAGAAAAUCGAUAUUUAUUAUUUUGAUCAUGGAAAUUCAGCAUUUUAUCGAACAACUGAUUCACCGCCAAUAUUGGCUACAGAAAAAUGUGCAGAUAAAACGGAAAAUGCGGCAACUCGCUUUUGGGCUGAAAUUUUUGCUGUUGCGCACAUUGGUUGCGCAUUUUUAACGGCCUUUAUUCUUCAAUUCAUUCGUUUUAUACUCUACAGUACAAUACGGCCAUUAACAGUGGGAAUUUUACAAAUGUUCGCUGACUAUUUCAUAAAACCAUUAUUAUCAAUAUUAUUUAAUGCAAUAAUACAACCAUUUUUGAUACUCUUGUAUAAUGUGGCGACAUCAUUGAAAGAUCUCUGCGAACCAAUUGCCGAAGCGACGGGAUUAUUUCUCAGGGAGGCUGCAAAUUUUUUCCGAGCAUUUAGAAUUGUGGAAAUUAAUCAGAAUAUUGAAAAAGGAGAUAAAAAUGUCCCAACUGCUUGUACUUGAUUUUGAAAAAGAAAUUUUUUUUUCACUGCGAAAGAAAAAUAAGAAAUAAUUGUAAGUUGUGUAUUAUUUAUUUUUGAUAUUUUAUUUUCUGGCGGGAAUAUUUUUAACGUUUUCCUGUAAAACGGGACUUUACGCGACAAAAAAAUUAUAGGUUAUGUUAAG
Molecule: messenger RNA, 846 nt
Organism: Leptopilina heterotoma
Lineage: Eukaryota; Metazoa; Arthropoda; Insecta; Hymenoptera; Figitidae
Exons: 3
Coding region: 106-684 (192 amino acids)
Source: RefSeq, a predicted model, not a curated record